Messenger RNA from Fusarium subglutinans, 1347 nucleotides. Its product is annotated as acetate regulatory DNA binding protein. Gene Ontology annotation, biological process: DNA-templated transcription. Gene Ontology annotation, molecular function: DNA binding; zinc ion binding. NCBI's taxonomy places the organism in Eukaryota, Fungi, Ascomycota, Sordariomycetes, Hypocreales, Nectriaceae. The record is from RefSeq and is a predicted model, not a curated record. The transcript has 3 exons. The coding region runs from base 1 to 1347 and encodes 448 amino acids. Gene Ontology annotation, cellular component: nucleus.
AUGCUAGAGCAGCAAUUAGCCAGCCAGUCGGAAAUCGAGGUUGCAGAUGUCACCUAUUCUCAUUCUCAUAGCCUAAGCACUGGGACCGAGGCAGCAUCAGCCACUACUAUGGGAGAGAUGGAAUGGACUAUGCCCUUCGAUCUGGCACAGUCAUCCUGGACUGAACAUCUAGAAAUUAUCUCAGAACCUAAUUUGGACUCUAACUGGCAGGACUAUAGCGAGGUCUCGCAAGGUAUCGAAGCAGCACCUCGACAACGCACCCAAACACCAGAUGACCCAUCAAUCACCAGCGACUUACCCCCACUGAUUCAGUUUGACUUGGUGCACCCGCUGUUUCCCAUGGUCCAUAAGCGACGAUAUCUGUCAUGGACCAAGUCAAAGGACCCUAGUCCAGCUCGCCAAUGUUUGAGAAUGACUAUGAGGGCACUUGCCGCGUCCAUGUCAUCCCAGUUCCGUUCUCGUGGAGAAGACCUGUAUCUUAAAGCGAGGCAGAUGGCUGAGGAUCUUGAAGCCAGCGAAUUGGGUUUGCCCUGGACAGAUACCAUUAUCAGCAUCGAGCAGAUACAGGCAUGGCUCCUUCUCGUACAUUACGAGCUUUUAGCACCUCACAUCUAUCCAGUAUCAACAACAGCUCGGCAGGCACUUCGUUUGGUGUAUCUCUCGCGGCUACAUUGUAGUGACCAACAGGCGCCGUCUACAGGUAGUUCGAACUCGUCAAAUGAUUCAACUUCAACUGGUCCGAACUUCCCAACGAUUGAGGAGAGGAGAAGGACCUUUUGGGUUGCUUUCUGCUUAGACCGGUUCUUGAGUGCAUGCGAAGAGUCUCUACCAGCCAUUCACGACGAAAUUAUCUCGGUCCGUCUUCCAUGUCCAGAAAGGUACUUUCAGAAUGGAGAUGAGGUCAAGAUGGGCUUCGCAGACGAGGCACUCAAGUACGCAAAACUGGACGCGACAUCGCGUUUCGCCGAAUUUGUUACAAGCAUGGCUCUUUUUGGCCGCUGCACUAUUCAGAAGCAUAUACCGAAAAGCGGACCGUCGUUAGAAAAAGAAAGCUCGUCUUUCUGGAAAAGGCACGAGUGGCUGGCAUCAGCUACAAAAAGGCAAAUUGACCUAUUAUCCACCAAUGCAACGGAUGUGGAUGACGAACCAAUGGCGAUCGUGACGUUGAUGGUAACGUACGGUUCCAUUAUAGCAUUGGCAAAAGCGAGCAAAGCAAUGCCUUGUCAAACAGAGGAAGAGCAACUAGUUUCGGAGGCGUAUGAUAAAUCAGCCGGCGAGGCCGCCGCUAAAAUGGCGGACUUAUCUAAUCUCAUCACAAGUUCUACUUGUUUCAAGGUAAGUGUCUGA